CACUCGGCAGCCGCCGCCACAAACACACAAGUUCGUCUUUUUUUUGUCUUUGUCGUUGUUUUAUAUUUUGUUUCUGCAACCUUUGACUGUAAAACAACAAGAGCUAUACGAAAAGCUUAACACAAUGGCUGCAAGUGCGCAGAUGAAGAUUCUGCCAGAGAUGUUCCAGGGCAAUGGGUGUGCCAGCCUUGAUGACACCAAAUCGACCGUUUCCAAAGUACAGACGCGCACCGAACGCUUCCAAGAGCGCGUCAGAAAGCAUAUAAGCGAGAACUAUUCAGAGUUCAUGACCAAUCACACAUCGCCGGACAUCUUCCUGGAGGAGUCCAGCUCGCUGGGCCGCGAGAUCAACGACCUGCUCGAAACUGUGGGCACCGAGGGCCUGGCCGCUCUGAAUGGCUCGAGCCAGAAGUUGGCCGACAACAGUCGGGAGCUGCGUGAGCUAAUGCUGGGCCUGCAGGUCAGCGAGCACAUUCUGAGGAUCGAUGAACUGUUCCAGUACGUGGAGGAGGCCAAGGGCACCAAGGACUACCUGGUGGUGCUCGAUCUGGUGGGCAGCCUGCGAUCGCUCAUCUACGGCGAGGGCGAGGCCACGUCCCAGGAUGUGAUGCGCGUCUUCCAGGCCCUCGAAUGCUACGAGACGAUCAAGGUGAAGUACCAUGUGCAGGCCCAUCUGCUGCAGCAGAACAUGCAGGAGCGCUUCGAUCGGCUGGUGCAGCUCAACUGCAAGUCCUAUCCCAAUUCCAAGUGCGUGACGCUGCUGGUCAGCAAGGAGGAGGCCCAGCUGCAGGACAUUGUCGUGGCUCUCUUCCAGGAGCGCUACAAUCCCGUCAAACUCUGCGAAUUCCUGCUGGAGAACUGCAUCGAGCCGCUCAUCCUCAAGCCGGUGGGUGUCGAGUGCAAUGACAAUGCCGAAGCCGGCACCUACAUCCAGCUGUCCCUCUCGUACUCCACCAAAGAGAGUGGCACGGCCACCGCCACCGCCACCGCUGCGAACUCGACCGCCACCGGCACACAGCUGAGACCGAACUACAAGCAGGUGCUCGAGCACUUCACGCUGCUCCUCCAGACGCUGAGCGGCAUCAACCACAGCGUGUCCAGCACGCAGCAUGUCUUCAGCAUCAUUGGGGAUCAUGUCAGAGAUCGCAUGAUGCAGCUGCUGGUCAACGAGUGCCUCAUACCAGCCGUGCCCGAGACCAUGGAGGAGUACCAGACGUCCACGCUGUGCGAGGAUGUGGCGCACUUUGAGCAGCUCCUCGCCGACUCGUUCCUCAUCAAUCCCGACGUGGAUCGCGGCCUCAGCCAGUUCAUCGAGCAGUACGAGACCUACUAUCGCAACCGUCUCUUCAGUCGCGUCCUAGAGUCGACGCGCGAGAUCAUCCAACGAGAUCUGCAGGAAAUGGUGCUGGUGGCGCCCAACAAUCUGUCCACAGACGUCACCGGCGAUCCCUUUCUCUUUCCCCGCUGCAUGGUCUCGAAGAGUGCGCAGGACUUUGUGAAGCUAAUGGAUCGGAUUAUGCGACAGCCGACGGAGAAGGUGGGCGAGGAUGAGGCUGAUCCGCUGGCUGGUGUCAUCGGCAUGAUGCUGCAGACGUACAUUGACGAGGUGCCCAAGGUGCACAAGAAACUGCUCGAGAGCAUACCGCAGCAGUCGGUGCUGUUCCACAACAACUGCAUGUACUUCACCCACUGGGUGGCGCAGCAUGCCAACAAGGGCAUCGAGAGCUUUCCCGCUUUGGUCAAGACACUGCAGGCCACUGGGGCCAAUCACUUCCGGGUGCAGGUCACCUACCAGACCUCCAUACUGAUGGACAUCAUGGACGGUUUCGAAUUUGAGAGUCCGCACACGCUGGGCACGGGCCCGCUGAAGCUGGUGCGCCAGUGUCUGCGCCAGCUGGAGCUGCUGAAGAACGUGUGGCAGAAUGUGCUGCCCGAUAAGGUGUACAACAGCACCUUCGCGGAGCUGCUGCAUUCGUUCACCAACGAGCUGGUGCGUCGCGUGUUCACCCAGCGCGACAUCUCCGCCACAAUGGCCAGCGAUGUGAGCGACCUCAUCGAUGUGGUGCUGGAGAAGGCGCCGAAACUGUUCCGCGAUGCCCACGAGGUGCAUCAGGUGCGCUCGUGGAUGAAGCUGCAGCAACUCAAGACCAUGAUGAAUGCCUCGCUCAAGGAGAUCACCGAGCUGUGGUGUGACGGUGCCGGUCCGCUGACGGCCAACUAUAAGGCCGAUGAAAUACGAUAUCUGAUACGGGCUCUCUUCCAGGACACCGAUCGUCGGGCCAAGGCCAUCACCCAGAUUGUCUAGAGCUGAUUGUUCUUUAGAUUACGCUUUAAUUCUUAAUAAAAACAAUGCAACAAGA
This is a messenger RNA of Drosophila subobscura, 2360 nucleotides long. It is a transcript of the gene Zw10, whose product is annotated as centromere/kinetochore protein zw10. The record is from RefSeq and is a predicted model, not a curated record. The coding region runs from base 125 to 2305 and encodes 726 amino acids. NCBI's taxonomy places the organism in Eukaryota, Metazoa, Arthropoda, Insecta, Diptera, Drosophilidae. The transcript is spliced from 3 exons. Gene Ontology annotation, cellular component: nucleus; RZZ complex; chromosome, centromeric region. Gene Ontology annotation, biological process: mitotic spindle assembly checkpoint signaling; mitotic cell cycle; endoplasmic reticulum to Golgi vesicle-mediated transport.